AUGGCUACUUCGCUCAUCUCCAAGAGACUGCGCUCCUCCGAGGCUGACCCGGAGGCCGAACCUAGUUGGAUUCGUCGUCAGGUCACCUCUGGUCUGCAAUGCAUCUCUCGUCGCGCCUGUGUUCACCCCAUUCACACCAUUGUGGUGAUUGCGCUCCUUGCCAGCACUACUUACGUUGGUCUACUUGAGGGCAGCCUGUUCGACACCGCGCGGAACCCUCGUAACGUUGCUGGUCAGGUGGAUACCGAAACACUUCUGCAGGGCAGCCGGAGCUUGCGCUUAGGAGAGUCCACCUCCUGGAAAUGGCAGGCCGAGGACACUUGGGCCGACUUGACGCAGGUCGAGACGCCCGCUGUCCACCACUUGGCUUUGACUACCUUCAUCUUCCCCGACUCCGCCCCCAACGUGCCUUUCGACCAGGUCUCUGAUCUGUUGAGAGCUGUGCAGGAGAUACCCAACCCGUCUGCGGAUGAGGAGGAAGAGGAGUCUAAGAAGUGGAUCAUGAGAGCUGCUCGUGGUGCCUCAAGCUCCCACACAGCUCUGAAGCUGUGGUUGAUGGAUGCUUGGAGCUCCUUUGUGGACCUCAUCAAGCACGCCGAGACCAUUGACAUUGUCAUCAUGGCUCUUGGUUACCUCUCGAUGCACCUGAGCUUUGUGUCGCUCUUCUUCUCCAUGCGUCGUCUUGGCUCCAACUUCUGGCUCGCCGCGACUGUGCUAUUCUCCGGGUCUUUCGCUUUCCUGUUUGGUCUUCUCGUGACUACUAAGCUUGUGACCAUCGGAUUUGAGAAGCCGAUCAUGUUCACUCGCGCCGUUUUGAGUGCUUCGGUGGACAAACGUCGUCCUCGUGCUGGUGCUGCUCCUCGGCCGCUGGCUUCGAGCACUUCUGGUUCCAUUCAAGAUUCCAUUGCCACUGCGAUCAAAAAGCAGGGCUUCGAGAUUGUCCAGCACUACUGCAUUGAGAUUGGUCUGCUUGCUAUGGGUGCUGCCUCUGGCGUCCAGGGUGGUCUUCAGCAAUUUUGCUUCCUCGCAGCCUGGAUUCUGUUUUUCGACUGUGUGCUGCUCUUCACUUUCUACACUACUAUUCUCUGCAUUAAGCUUGAGAUUACUCGCAUUCGUCGCCACGUUGCCCUGCGCAAGGCCCUGGAGGAGGAUGGCAUUACCCACAGCGUCGCUGAGAACGUUGCCUCCAGCAAUGACUGGCCAAACCUGGGCUCCGACAGCAGCGAGGGUGACACCAGCAUCUUCGGACGUAAGAUCAAGUCUAGCAGCGUGCGCCGUUUCAAGAUCCUCAUGGUUGGUGGUCUGAUCCUUAUCAACGUUGUGAAUCUGUCCGCCAUUCCUUUCCGCAACACUGGCAACGGUGUUUUGAUCUCGCGCCUGUCCAAUGUCAUGGCUCCUACUCCUAUUGAUCCCUUCAAAGUUGCCGAGAAUGGCCUGGAUGCUAUCUACGUUGCUGCCAAGAGCCAGAAGCAAGAGACCAUGGUUACUAUCAUCCCCCCAAUCAAGUAUAAGCUGGAAUAUCCCUCCAUUCACUAUGCUGCUGGUGAGACCCCCAGCUCCUUUGAUAUCGAAUACACCGAUCAGCUUCUUGAUGCUGUCGGUGGCAAGGUUCUGGAAAGUCUGCUCAAGAGCGUGGAGGAUCCCUUCAUCAGUAAGUGGAUCAUUGCCGCUCUGACACUUAGUAUCAUUCUCAAUGGCUAUCUUUUCAACGCUGCUCGCUGGAGUAUCAAGGAAUCCGAGGCUACUCUCGCUCCUUCAACGGAGCCGGUUGCGCCCAAGGUUUACCCCAAGUUUGAGCCCAAUGAGCAGGAGUCGAAUCGUACCAUGGAGGAAUGUGAGCUGAUGCUCAAGGAAAAGCGUGCUCCUCACUUGACUGAUGAGGAGUUGAUCGCCCUGUCACUCAAGGGCAAGCUCCCCGGAUAUGCUCUUGAGAAGACUAUGGAGGAUGAAAGCUUGAUGAGUCGAGUGGAUGCUUUCACUCGAGCUGUCAAGAUCCGCCGUGCCGUGAUCGCCCGUACGCCUGCCACGUCUCAUAUCACCAGCUCCCUGGAGGUGUCGAAGCUUCCCUUCAAGGACUACAACUACGGCCUGGUUCACGGUGCCUGCUGUGAGAAUGUCAUUGGUUAUCUUCCCCUCCCUCUUGGUGUUGCGGGCCCUAUCAAGAUCGACGGCCAAGACUACUUCAUCCCCAUGGCGACUACCGAAGGUGUGCUCGUGGCUAGUACCAGCCGUGGCUCCAAGGCCAUCAACGCUGGUGGUGGCGCAGUGACUGUUCUGACCGGCGACGGUAUGACUCGUGGACCUUGCGUAACCUUCCCUACCCUCGCUCGGGCUGCCGCCGCGAAGGUUUGGAUUGACUCCGAGGAAGGCCGCAGCAUCAUCACUGCCGCUUUCAACUCGACAAGUCGUUUUGCUCGUCUCCAAAGUUUGAAGACCGCUCUCGCUGGAACCUAUCUCUACAUCCGCUUUAAGACCACUACAGGUGACGCUAUGGGAAUGAACAUGAUUUCCAAGGGCUGCGAGAAGGCUCUGGACGUUAUGUCAAAGGAGUGUGGAUUCGAUGACAUGUCCAUCAUCUCGCUUUCUGGUAAUUUCUGUACCGACAAGAAGUCUGCUGCUAUCAACUGGACCGAUGGUCGUGGCAAGUCUGUCGUGGCUGAGGCCAUCAUCCCUGGCGAUGUCGUGAAGAGUGUCCUUAAGAGUGAUGUCAACGCCCUGGUGGAGCUGAACGUCAGCAAGAACUUGAUUGGAAGUGCCAUGGCUGGUAGCUUGGGUGGUUUCAACGCCCACGCCUCCAACAUUGUGUCUGCCAUCUUCUUGGCCACUGGCCAGGAUCCUGCCCAGAACGUGGAGAGUAGCAGUUGUAUCACAACUAUGAAGAACAACAACGGUGACCUCCAAAUUGCGGUGUCGAUGCCAUCUAUUGAAGUUGGUACCAUUGGCGGUGGUACCAUCCUCAAGGCCCAGGGUGCGAUGUUGGAUUUGCUUGGUGUCCGAGGCGCCCACCCCACCACCCCCGGUGAGAACGCCCGCCAGCUGUCCCGAAUUAUCGCAGCUUCCGUUCUCGCUGGUGAGCUCAGUCUCUGUGCUGCUCUCGCCGCUGGUCACCUUGUCCGAGCCCACAUGGCCCACAAUCGCAGUGCUGCCCCUACACGGUCAUCGACCCCUGUGUCUGCUGCUGUUGGUGCCGCCCGGGCCUCUCUAUGA
Molecule: messenger RNA, 3207 nt
Organism: Penicillium maclennaniae
Lineage: Eukaryota; Fungi; Ascomycota; Eurotiomycetes; Eurotiales; Aspergillaceae
Gene: hmg1
Product: HMG-CoA reductase
Exons: 5
Coding region: 1-3207 (1068 amino acids)
Biological process (GO): ergosterol biosynthetic process; coenzyme A metabolic process; isoprenoid biosynthetic process
Cellular component (GO): peroxisomal membrane; endoplasmic reticulum membrane
Molecular function (GO): hydroxymethylglutaryl-CoA reductase (NADPH) activity; protein binding
Source: RefSeq, a predicted model, not a curated record